AAAAGAGGCUGCAUUCGUACUUUCUACUUCUCAGAGGAAGCAAAAACAAUCUUUAUUCGAUUUUAUUGUCUUUAUUUUAUAAUAUAAAUUAAGAAUUUGUGUAUUAUUAUAUUGAUCUAGCUUUAAAACUUUUGCUACCACCUACUGUUAACUAGCUUUUCGUACGGGGAAGGGACGUUUGUGUUAAAGAUGGAAGAAGAAGAGAUCAAGAAAGUAAAGUCUCUGCUGCGGAGUGUUUUAAUUGGUGUAAAGGAAGGGGUUUUGGCUACAAGACUUCAAAAGGAGUACAAAGAAAUAGUUGGAGAAAACAUACCAUAUCUGAAGAUGGGGUUCCCAUCAUUUGAGAAGUUCAUUCUGUCAAUGCCAGAUGUUGCCAGAAUUGACAGACGUGGUGGAGAUAUUAUGAUAAAAGCCGUGGCAGAUAAGUCCACUUCACACAUCCAGGCCCUCGUUAGUAAACAGAGGAGCAAAAGAGUUAAUAAACCAGUGCGGAGGCCAAGAGGUGGGGGCGGGUCACGAUUUCUACCCCCACGGGGCUCAAGUCAGUACAGACCACCUAGAACACCUAUUCAUCACAUGCCACGAACAACUUUACCAAGCUUUGUUUCACCACCAUUUCAGCAGUCUCUGACUCCGGUAACAAUAUCUGUGGGUAGUGGUAACAGAACUAUCAGAGUGGGUGCUAACCCCAUGUUCAAUAAAGCAAUGUCAGAGGCCAACAAUGAUAGAAUCAUCAAUAGACCAGGACAGCAGGCAUCAAGAUUUGAGGUUCCACCACGGUUCCGGAAAAGGAUCGGAGGAGCCUCUCCACCCCAACAACAACAACAACAGCAUCAAUCUACUCCCAUACGACGCCCACAACAGUCGAAGCUUCCACCUGCAGCUAUGUUGGAAGGUGGAGACUAUAUGAAGGUACUUAUGAACUAUUUCCAAGAAAUGAAUGAAACAUUGGAGUUUUACACAACGCCUGCCGCAGGGGGCUAUGUGAGUCUGGUAAAGAUCAACAAAGAAACAUACGGGAGUGAAGAUAUUUAUAGGUCGGCUGCAGAGGCAGAAGCUGCGGCUGCAAAGAAUGCUGUAUUACAUCUGAAUCUUCAUCAAAAACAACAAGACACUUCUCUACAACCAAUAGACUGGAAUGAAUCAGGCAGUUAUAACCCAGUGUUAAACUGGGCAGAUGAGAUGACCAAGGAGGAGACUGUAGGGACCUCGUUAUCAAGAGAACAGCUUGCUAAAGUUAAAUCAAGAGUGAAAGAGAUGCUAGAGAAGAAGAAGAAUGGAUUAUGGGGAACUCGUAUACCACAUGAAUAUAAGGAAAAGUACAACGAGGACCCGCCGGCAGAACUAAUGAAGCUUGUAAAAUCAUGGAGGGAUAUUGCCAAAGUUGAGGCUGUACCAAAUACAGAUAGAGAAUUAGUAUAUCCAGUUAUUGAAGAUCCAAAUAUGGUGAAUGGAAGUGAAAAUCAAGAAAAACAGAACACUCCAGAUAACUCUGCUGUAAAAGCUGAAAAUAAAUCAGCUCUAGAAUCACCAUGUAAAUCAGAAGUGAAAGAUUUGUAUGGUCUGUAUGUUGAAACAAAAGAUAAACAGAAUUCUGUUUUAAAGAAUUUAGAGAUACCAAAGGACCUACAGAUCUCGAGUAAUGAUCCUGUCACAGUCUAUAUGACAUUUAUAUACAACCCUGGUUAUUUCUGUGUACAAAGAGAAGACAGUAUUAUAGAUACAAUUGCUGAACAGCUACAGACCCAUUGUCAGUCAACAAGCAGUCCACCGAGUAAAGAUUUGGAGAAGGGGAGAUAUUGUGCGGCGUUAUUUAGUGGAGAUGGUGCGUGGACGAGAGCUCAGAUUCUUCAACAUAGACCAGAUGGUACAGUGGAACUGCUGUUUGUAGAUUACGGUAAUGUUGAAUCAGUUAAGGAGGACGAUAUACGCUGGUUGUCUCCGGAACUGGCUAAAUAUCCGUGCCAGGCCAUCAGCUGUAGUCUGUAUGGUAUACAGCCAUUACAGGGUGAGUCAGAAUGGGGAGAAACUGCUUCCACAUUGUUUGCUGAUGAAGUACAAGAACAAGCACUGAUUGCCAUUCCACAAAGUGCUUGUGAUGAUAUGUUAGAAGUUGUGAUAUAUUUAAAAAGUGACGAGAAACUUAGCAUAAACGAGAAGCUCAUACAAGCUGGUGUUGUCAUGGCAACAAAAGCCGAUGAAGACUCACUACAUCCUGUUGAUCUUAAGCUACCGGAAGACAAAGAGUGGGAUGUACAUGUUACGUACAUAAGCUCAUCUACGGAGUCCGUGAUGCUCAGACUGGUUGGUGAAAACUACAGUGAUAAGCUGGACAGUUACCAGUCUAAGUUACAAGAAGCUUUCAGGAACAGUUCUCCAGAAACUCCUAUCACCGAGGGUCAUACCUAUAUUGCAUACGACGACGGCUUGUAUCACAGGGUGCGAGUUAUGUCAGUACAGGAUGGAAAAAAGAUUCAGUGUUAUUUCUUGGAUCAUGGUGAUACAGAUGAGCUGAUUCCAGAGCAACUGCAUCCAAUAGACCCCCAGAUAAACAAAAUGCUCCCAUAUCAGGCAGUUGAAGUGUGCUUAUACGGUCUAGAAGAAGUGUCUACUAACAUUACUGCACUGGAGAAAAUCUGUGACAUUGCCCUUGGUAAAACUUGUGUUGCCGAGGUUGUUGACAGGGAAGGUCGACCGAGCGUGAUUCUAUACGACACAUCCGAAGACAAUGAUAUUAACAUUAAUGACACUAUCCUACGUACAAUAGAAGCUGAAGGAGGUGGUAUCGGUACACCGAGAACCGAAUCACCGAGUCCGGCAAAUUCUGCUUCAUCCACACCCCAGCGAGUUCUCUCUCCGUUACCCAGACCUGUCGAUACCACAGAAGAUUCUAUUCCAGUUAAAAAACUUGAUACAAAUUCCAAUCCGGUCAUUCAAACUAAUCAAACAAAUGGUUUUACAUCAAGUGUUUCUAGUCAGCAAGUUUCUCCGAAUGUGUCACAAAGUUCGGAACUAUCUCAGAAUUCAGACGCUAGUGUAAAUUCUGACAUUUCGAUGAAAUCAAAAUCAAGUGAGUUUCUCGAUAAUAGUCAAAAUGUGAGUCGACCAAUUUUGGGUCGAAGUCCGGGGGGCCAGAAAAAUUCCAACGACAAUGAGUCUGUUCCGAGACCAUUCCAGAUUCCAGAAGUGGGUGAAUAUCUAGAUGUACAUGUGGCCUUCGUACAUGAUCCAUCCAACUUUGUUUGCAUUCCGUACAAUGAGAUGGCGAAACUCAACACAUUACUACUGGACAUGAGGGCUUAUUAUUCAGUGCAGACAGCAACUAUGACUGAGUCAGAAAUAGAAAUAGGAAAAGUGUAUUCCGGACAUAAAGAUGGCAUCUGGUAUAGAGCUAAAGUGUGCAGUAUAGUCGGAACAGAUUUAGUGUCAGUGUAUUUAGCAGAUUUAGGGGAGUACACUGUAAUGAUGAUUUCAGAACUUCAACCUCUCGUCCCACAAUUCUGCAAACUUCCACUUAUGGCCUUCAACGCAACACUUGGCAGCAUAAUGCCAGAAUCCGGGGAUUGGUUUGAAGCGGCAAAAUACAAGUUUAUCGAACUUGCCCGCGAGAGGGACUUAAUUGCUCUGAUUCAAGGAAAAGAUGAAAGUACGGGUGCCGUUGUUGAUUGUAGACUUAUCGACACUUCAAAUGAGAAUGAAGACAUCUGUAUCGAUGAAGUGCUUGUAACAUUACAGUAUGCAAAACUAAAAUAAAAACAAAGGUACAUCAGUCAUUCUAAAUGGACACACAGACACACACAAAUAAAAAAUACUUUGUUGGUGCUGUGUCACUAAUAAAAUGUGAUGGUAAAAUUUUGAGCAAUGAAAUUUUAUGAUCAUGUGAUAAUACUGUGUAGAAGUGAACUUUGGAAGACAGUUGAAUAUAGUACAUGGAAAUACGUCCAGGUUGCAAGACGUGCUCUCCUUAUUUCUUGUUAUUUUUGAAAAUGUUUAAUGUAAAAAUUGGUUUAUUUCGAAAUCUUUAU
Molecule: messenger RNA, 4025 nt
Organism: Ruditapes philippinarum (Manila clam)
Lineage: Eukaryota; Metazoa; Mollusca; Bivalvia; Venerida; Veneridae
Product: tudor domain-containing protein 7-like
Exons: 29
Coding region: 190-3753 (1187 amino acids)
Biological process (GO): spermatogenesis
Source: RefSeq, a predicted model, not a curated record